UAUCGAAAAAUUUUCUGCAACUCAGAUUACAAGCUCGAAUCAACUCAACUGCGUUAGGGUUGCGAGUGCAGCGAUGUCCGAUUUUCAGACCUCAACUCACCGAGCCAGGUGGAUUUUCACUCCUCAAGAACUUGUUGAAAAAUACAAAGCUUCUAAUCAGAGAGCAAUACAAACUUUGGAGAAGUAUGGAACAACGCAAAUGGAAGUAGAUAUUGAUGGGUCAUUUUCGUUCCCUGAACCUCAAAAAGAUAAUGCUGAAAAGCAUUCUCGUUCAAAACCCCUCAAUAUCGAAGAAGAACAGUCUAUGCGUGUAUUUUAUGAAAAUAAACUUCGAGAAGUAUGCAGUGCAUUUUACUUCCCUAAUAAAAUUCAGGCAACAGCUCUCUUAUACUUCAAAAGAUUCUACCUGCAUUGGUCGGUCAUGGAGCAUCACCCAAAAAAUAUAAUGUUAACAUGUGUAUAUGCUGCUUGUAAGAUAGAAGAAAAUCAUGUAUCAGCAGAGGAGCUUGGGAAGGGCAUCUCACAGGAUCAUCAAAUGAUUCUCAACUAUGAAAUGAUUGUUUAUCAGGGUUUGGAAUUUGAUCUUAUUGUUUAUGCUCCAUACCGGCCACUUGAAGGUUUUGUCAAUGAUAUGGAGGAAUUCUGUCCGGAAACAAAUGGCCAUACGCCGAAGGACUUGCAUGAAUCUGCAAAGUUGGAAGUUGACAGAAUCAUGCUUACUGAUGCACCGCUUUUGUACCCCCCUGGGCAGUUGGCAUUGGCUGCUUUGCGCCGUGCGAACAAUGUUCAUGGAGUUCUCGACUUUGAGAGAUAUAUAGAAAGUGUUCUCUCUCGACAGAAUUCUACACACACCUAUCCAGAGCUCGUUGAAUAUCUAAAUGCCAUAGAUUCUUGGGUAAUGAAAUAUAAGUUCCCUUCAGAAAAGGAUAUGAAGCACAUCAACCGGAAACUAAAAUCUUGUUGGGGCCAUGGCUAACAUGAAGAGGGUAAGAAACGGGAAAAGAAAUCGAAGCACAAGUCCAAAAGUUCAAAUGAAAUGCAAAAUGGGCCUUCUCAUGUGUAACCAUACAUUCUGCUUUUCGUCUUGGAUUCCUAAAGUGAUUAUCGUCAAACAUGAAUUCAGAUAAAUAUACUAAGCUUUUCAUGGCCUAAUCGAGUUCUGGAUUGCAAGAGAAGUCUUUCCAGUGGAAGAGAAAUCUGAUUCUUUUACAGAUAAAUUUCAAGGCAUUAUCAAGAUUCUUUGCUUCCGAUUUUGUGAGUUAGAAUUUUGUUAUUUUUGAAACAGCGGAACAUAUCCAUUGUUGAACUUACCAUAUGUAGAACUCCAUUUACUUGGAAGUUUUGUGAAUAUGUAUUUGAGCUUAUUAAGUUCAAAAAUUGAGAAAAUUCCUUGACUAGAAAUGAAUCCUCCCCAGCGUAGAGACGGUAACUUCGUACGAAUUAGACAGAAAUCCAAGUUAUUUUGUUCCA
Molecule: messenger RNA, 1470 nt
Organism: Pistacia vera
Lineage: Eukaryota; Viridiplantae; Streptophyta; Magnoliopsida; Sapindales; Anacardiaceae
Product: cyclin-H1-1
Exons: 14
Coding region: 74-976 (300 amino acids)
Biological process (GO): regulation of cyclin-dependent protein serine/threonine kinase activity; regulation of transcription by RNA polymerase II
Cellular component (GO): transcription factor TFIIK complex; nucleus
Molecular function (GO): cyclin-dependent protein serine/threonine kinase regulator activity
Source: RefSeq, a predicted model, not a curated record